AUGGGCUCCUACGACUGCCAGAACGGUGUGACGCCGGACCUGCGGUACAUUCCCCUUUCCUACAGCCACGCGGACUCACAAGCUACUGCCCUCCGGCUCAUUCUGACUCUGUUCCCUCACUGGGAAGGCCCGGGAAACAAAGUCGAGUUUGUGCGGUUCACCGACGGCAUCACCAACACUCUCCUUAAAAUCAUCAACCGCAAACCUGGCUUGACCGAGGAGGAAAUUGAUAAUGACGCUGUUUUGAUGCGGGCGUAUGGCAUGGGCACUGAGGUCCUCAUAGACCGAGAACGUACGGAAUCCCCGGGACUUACACAAUUGCUUGCAGAGAAACCUCCUUCCACGCUCUUCUCGCGGGCCGCGGUCUUGCUCCCCCCCUUGUUAGCACGCUUUAAGAACGGACUCCCUAUACCGCUUUAUUCGAGGGAAACCUUGCGGCCACUUGGACCUGGUAACGCCUCCGGUCUACGGGGAGUCGCUCGAAAACUUGGACACUGGCACGCUGUUCUUCCGAAUGAAGGGACUGGGUCUUCAGAGUGGCAGGCCACUCUUGGAAAGCAGGACGAGGGGAUUUCUUUGAUCCAACCACGACGUGCAGGCCAAUCCAUGUGGGCUGUACUCCAGAAAUGGAUUCUUGCUCUCCCGGUGAACACGGCCGAACAGCGGGACCGGCGAUUGGCCCUGCAAAAGGAACUUCACUGGGUACUCGACCAACUGGACGAUGGGAAGGGAAUUGGCGAAGACGGGCUCGUUUUCGCCCACGGCGAUCUUCUAUGCGCCAAUGUGAUUGUCCUGCCAAGUGACGAAAGCGCAUCCACGGAAGAUGGCAUUGCGCCAGUCACUUUCAUCGACUACGAAUAUGCAGUCCCGGCUCCCGCCGCUUUUGACAUCGCCAACCAUCUCGCGGAAUGGAUUGGCUAUGACUGUGAUUACAAUAUGAUCCCCACACAAUCAGUGCGCCGUCAAUUCAUGGCCGAGUACGCCAAGAGCUACUGCCAGCACCGGGGCCUCGACAGUUCCGCUGAAGCCGAGAUCGUUGCCCGAUUAUAUGACGACGUCGACCGAUUCCGUGGUAUUCCUGGGCUUUACUGGGGCGUCUGGGCAUUGAUCCAAGCCCAAAUUUCGCAAAUCGACUUCGACUACGCCAGCUACGCCGAGCUUCGUCUCGGUGAAUAUUGGGCAUGGAAGCGCGAAGUGGACGGUUCGCGCGAAGCCGCUGGGGAAGAGAAGUCCCUGCGCGAGCAGCGCUGGUCGCAGCUAGCGUGA
Molecule: messenger RNA, 1266 nt
Organism: Penicillium chermesinum
Lineage: Eukaryota; Fungi; Ascomycota; Eurotiomycetes; Eurotiales; Aspergillaceae
Product: putative ethanolamine kinase
Exons: 5
Coding region: 1-1266 (421 amino acids)
Biological process (GO): phosphatidylethanolamine biosynthetic process; phosphatidylcholine biosynthetic process
Cellular component (GO): cytoplasm
Molecular function (GO): ethanolamine kinase activity; choline kinase activity
Source: RefSeq, a predicted model, not a curated record